Messenger RNA from Gryllus bimaculatus (two-spotted cricket), 201 nucleotides. The record is from the annotation of a GenBank genome assembly. Lineage: Eukaryota; Metazoa; Arthropoda; Insecta; Orthoptera; Gryllidae.
AUGAGAAUUAGCGAUAUGAAGAAAAAUAAGAGAGAGAAGGAGGGAAGUAAAAAAGAAAUAUCGAUGGAGAAAGCUGUUGUGCGAGAACCUUGGAUCCCGAAACAAGUGGCUGCAGGGAAGAAACAAAAAAUCUUUGGCUUUGCGCUGCUGGGAGAUGUGCGAGGGUGCGGUGUGGUUGGAGGUCGCACUUUGCACCACUGA